Molecule: messenger RNA, 1743 nt
Organism: Pelmatolapia mariae (spotted tilapia)
Lineage: Eukaryota; Metazoa; Chordata; Actinopteri; Cichliformes; Cichlidae
Gene: qrsl1
Product: glutaminyl-tRNA amidotransferase subunit QRSL1
Exons: 11
Coding region: 102-1646 (514 amino acids)
Biological process (GO): mitochondrial translation; glutaminyl-tRNAGln biosynthesis via transamidation
Cellular component (GO): mitochondrion; glutamyl-tRNA(Gln) amidotransferase complex
Molecular function (GO): glutaminyl-tRNA synthase (glutamine-hydrolyzing) activity
Source: RefSeq, a predicted model, not a curated record
AGGCAAGCGUGUUAGAGGAAACAAACAUGGCGGCUCGCAGAGGCCGCUUCUUGCGGGAAGGUUGUUUGUAAAGUUAAAGGUGCUCCGAGAGAAGAGGCGGCAUGCUGAGCCGGACGAUAAAGCAGGUGUCUUUAGCUCUGCGGGAGGGACGAAUCUCUCCGACAGAGCUCUGCAGAAAAUGCCUAAAUCGCAUCAGGAAAACGCAGCACCUGAACGCUUACAUCACGGUGACAGAGGAGCGUGCUCUGGAGCAGGCUGAGCAGGCAGAACGCAGACUGCAGCGAGGUGUGCCCAAAGGUCCUCUGGAUGGAAUCCCGUUUGCUGUCAAGGAUAAUUUCUGCACGGAGAAUAUCAGGACCACAUGUGCCUCCAGGAUGCUUAAAGACUACACUCCUCCUUAUAACGCCACAGUGGUCCAGAAACUCCUCGACCAGGGGGCAGUUUUAAUGGGGAAGACCAACAUGGAUGAGUUUGCAAUGGGUGCGGGCAGUACUGAUGGUGCUUUCGGCGCCGUAAAGAACCCCUGGGGUUACGCCGCGCCCUACGGAGAGCGGACAAGGGCAGACCCGGACUCUGACUGGGUCGUCACUGGAGGCAGUUCAGGUGGAAGCGCCGCAGCUGUGGCCUCGCUCACCAGCUACCUAGCUUUGGGUUCAGACACGGGCGGAUCCACGCGGAACCCCGGGUCGUUGUGUGGCGUCGUGGCCCUGAAGCCCACUUACGGCCUGCUGUCCAGACACGGUCUCAUCCCCCUCGUUAACUCCAUGGACGUCCCGGGCAUAAUGACACGCAGCGUGAACGAUGCGGCCGUCGUCUUAGGUAUCCUCCAAGGCCUCGAUGUCAGAGAUUCAACAACAGUUCCCGCCCCUUCAUCACUAGCAGAGCUUCCUGAAGACUUUGAUGUUAAGAACAUCUGUGUGGGCAUCCCUAAGGAGUAUCACGCCCCGGGCCUCUCCGAGGAGACUCUGGCCCAGUGGAGCAGCGUGGCCGACUUGUUUGAGGAAGCCGGAGCGCGGGUAGAGCGAGUGUCGCUCCCCCAUACGCAGUACUCCAUCGUGUGCUACCACGUCCUGUGCCACGCCGAGGUGGCGUCCAACAUGGCCCGGUUUGACGGCCUGGAAUACGGCCACCGCAGCCAGAUGGACAGCUCGACAGAGGUCAUGUACGCCUCGAGCAGACACGAGGGCUUCAACGACGUCGUCAGAGGGAGGAUUCUGUCCGGGAACUACUUCCUGCUAAAACGGAACUACCAGCACUACUUUGUGAAGGCUCAGAAAGUUCGCCGGCUCAUCGCCAACGACUUCCAGCACGUGUUCAGCUCUGGUGUCGAUGUGCUGCUGACGCCCACCACGCUGACGGAUGCGGCUUGUUACCGCGACUUCACUCAGGAAGAUAACCGAACGCGCAGCACACAGGAAGACGUCUUCACUCAGCCCGCCAACAUGGCAGGUCUCCCUGCAGUCUCUGUGCCGACGGCUUUGUCGAGACGGGGCCUUCCCAUCGGCCUACAGCUCAUAGCCCCCGCUCUCCAAGACCAGAAGCUUCUCAGCGUGGCCCGGUGGAUCGAGCAGAGGGUUGGUUUCCCUUCCAUCAGUGACUUUGAGGACUCGGGAAUGACGAGACGGGAGCAGACGGGAGCUGCGUGAGGAGCUUGAAGCUUCUCCAUUACUGUCUGCCGUCACAGCUGACUUUAUUUGUCGUGCUAAUAAACAUGCAUUUUUUCUAAGGUCUUUUUUUUAAUCC